This is a messenger RNA of Symbiodinium natans, 657 nucleotides long. NCBI's taxonomy places the organism in Eukaryota, Dinophyceae, Suessiales, Symbiodiniaceae. The record is from the annotation of a GenBank genome assembly.
AUGGGCGCGAAUGCUUCAUGCGCGGAGCUGGUGAUGCCAAAUGGGAAGGAUGCAAUCAGGCCUCGAAGAUUCAGCCCAGUGCGGAAUCCACAAAGCUCCGACAGCGAGGGCCUAGAGCCCGACGACGGCGAAUGGCUGUUGCCAGAUCCUGCUGUCAUCAAGCACGUUACUGUGGAGCAGUACUUGGAGUUGGCCCAGCGUCUUCGUACCACCGCCUCCGACCGACAGAAACUGGCUGGAGAGUUGCAGGCUGCGCGGCGGCAGCUUGAACACACGAGCAGCGCCCACAGCCGGUUGAGCCGGCACCAUGCGAACGAGUCCCGCGACCGCAAGGAAGCGGAGGCACAACGGGACCAGCAUGCCACACAUGCAAGUAAGCUCCGCAAGAGCAUUGCCGCUGUCAGAGACAGCGAAGAGGCAUUGAAAGCUGAGCUGGCGCAUGUGAAGGCGAGCGAAACCCGCUUAGAGACCACUGUUGAGCGGCAGAAGGACCUGAUUGCAAAGCUCCGAUCCGAACAUGAGAGGCUCGUGAGCCUCUUGGCCUUGCAGCGCAAGCAGAUGCAAGUGCUAGGGACCCUGUCCUGUGCGCAGUGUGCCCUCAAGGCCAAGGAGAUCGGAGCUGUACGGGAUUUCUUUGAAGAAGCUGGCCAAAGGUAA